AUGUUCGCCUCGGAUGACCCGGCGGCCUUCGUCGUGGAUGAUUUGAAGAAAACGACAAAUCGACGGCCCUACUGGUCGAGGCGGCGGUGGGCUUUGACGGAUAACUUUAUGGUGCCGGUGAACCCGAAGCCAAAGAAUACAAUAUCGGACGAAUAA
Phytomonas sp. Hart1 is the source of this 156-nucleotide messenger RNA. Lineage: Eukaryota; Euglenozoa; Kinetoplastea; Trypanosomatida; Trypanosomatidae. The record is from the annotation of a GenBank genome assembly.